Centropristis striata (black sea bass) is the source of this 1254-nucleotide messenger RNA. Its product is annotated as leucine rich adaptor protein 1-like. Bases 135 to 1097 code for a protein of 320 amino acids. Gene Ontology annotation, biological process: positive regulation of cytokine production; positive regulation of canonical NF-kappaB signal transduction. The transcript has 3 exons. Lineage: Eukaryota; Metazoa; Chordata; Actinopteri; Perciformes; Serranidae. The record is from RefSeq and is a predicted model, not a curated record.
GGUGCGUGAUCUUCCCGCGGUGGGGGGUGUAGUGUUCUGUAACUUCUCACUCAGUGGAAGUUGGAAAGUGACUUUUACGCACAAGCGCCAAAACCACCGAUCGGAAGAGUUAGGAGUAAUUACUGCGCGGUGGGAUGGCAGAGGAACUCUUCAACGAUUCCUUCCCAGAUUUGAAAGAAGUGGAAACUAAGGUUGGCAGGAAAACGCCGGAAAGUCUUCUGAUUUGGAUGAGAGAUGCUGCGGACUGCGAGGAUGGUUGGAGGUCUGAUGUGGUGGACAGAGGAGACCGCAGCUCUGCCUUUGGCGAUAGCUUCUCUGACAAAAUAAGCAACUUAAAACAAGAGAUGAGAUGGCUGCGUUCUGCAGACGUGCGGAUUCUGCGCCAGUUGGUGGCCGUGCAUGAGGGUAUCGAGGCCAUGCGUUGGCUGAUGGAGGAGCGAGGGGCCUUAGCCAGCCACGGCAGCAGCCUGACAGGCAGCCUGAGCAGCCUGGCCACUGUGGAGGAGCACGGGCCCUCCAUGUCCCCCUGCAGAGAGAGUCUGAGUCCAACUCAGGAUUUGACUGAACCCUCUGGCGACGAAUCAGCAGAUCCCCCACCGCACACUGAUGACGACGAUUCAAACCUCAAGAGCUACUUUGACACGCUGAUCCCCGAGUCCACUGAAGCGAGACCUCCUAGUCCUUCCACCUCUAGCUUUGAAGUCAGUGGUGCCACACUUGGCAGGCACGGUCGGGCUUCAUCUAGUCCUGCCAGCAGUUUGGUUGGUGCCAUAUUACAAAAGUCCCCACCACCACAGGACUCACAUGGAGCUUCAUUACAAGACAUGAAAACCAGCGCUGACCCCAUCAGAAGAGCUCUCCUCAGAUCUAGCAGAGCAAGAAGAGAGGUGAAGGCAGAUAAUGGUGGUUUUUCCCUCAAUAAACAGUCAGUGGAGACAGAGCAACAGACUCAGGAGAGUUUCAGAGCCUCUCAGAACAAUACAGUGGAGGAGGAGGAGGAGGAGGAAGAGAGUGGGACCAAUAAAGAGAUGGCUUUGCUGGGUUAUGAUGCCCAGUGGUGCUGGGUGGAGUCACAGGACGAUGUGACCUUUCUAUGAUCUACUACACUGUAAAAAAAAGAUAAACAAUAGCUACUCAAUAAAAUUGAGGCAACAGAUUGCACGGAAUAUUAUUAAUUCAAUCUAACUAUUUUACAAGUUGAGUUAAUAACAAUUUAACAGGAAGUGCCUGUCAAUUAAAAACAGACUAAUUCUA